AUGUCAUCUCCUGUAAAAAUUAACUCUGUUUUCAGGGCGGAAAGGAGUUCGAGGGAGACAGGGAACAAAUGUGGUGUCGGAUUGAAGCCAGAUGUUGUUGGUCUUCCAUUAAAGGAUUGGUCUCUAACUGAACACAAAACAACGACAUGUUAUCUUUGCAUGAAUUGCGCACACCCACUGUUUGACUUAUUGCUCCAAAGGUGGUUUGAUGAAAGACUAUGUUGA
Messenger RNA from Lactuca virosa, 225 nucleotides. The record is from the annotation of a GenBank genome assembly. NCBI's taxonomy places the organism in Eukaryota, Viridiplantae, Streptophyta, Magnoliopsida, Asterales, Asteraceae.